AUGGCUUUAAAUGGGACCCAAAAUCCCGACCCAAGACCCACGUCCCGCGGGGCUGAUUCGGAGCUUCCACAUGGCUCUGGUCUUAUACAUUUCGAGCCGCUCCGUCUUCAUCGCAACGAGUGUAGCUCGGUGUUCCAAGUCGCUUUAGCUCACUUGGGAGAGCGCCAGACUGAAGUUCACUUUAGUCGUCACAACCCUGUGCGGUAUCUGGAGGUACUGUGUUCGAUCCACAGAAGCGACAAGUUUCUUUUUGAACUUUUUUGGACCUGUCCCUUUUUCCCUUUUGUUCUCUGCUAA
Molecule: messenger RNA, 297 nt
Organism: Ramularia collo-cygni
Lineage: Eukaryota; Fungi; Ascomycota; Dothideomycetes; Mycosphaerellales; Mycosphaerellaceae
Exons: 2
Coding region: 1-297 (98 amino acids)
Source: RefSeq, a predicted model, not a curated record